Messenger RNA from Chara braunii, 1309 nucleotides. Lineage: Eukaryota; Viridiplantae; Streptophyta; Charophyceae; Charales; Characeae. The record is from the annotation of a GenBank genome assembly.
UCGCCGGAGGACUUCGACGCCUAUACAAAAUGAUGUCAAAAUUGUGCGGCAAAGAUCGGACAUUGAUCGUCUUCGCGCCCCAGAAACAUCACAAGACCGUCAUGCGACACCUCUACAAUUGGGAGAACGUUGAGGUGAUACUAGGCACUUGGAAGCGCUUUAUGGGGGUCGGAACGGCUGUCAAUAAAUAUGGGAAUAUGCAAAUUGAGAGUAAGGACACGAUGGCGAUCGUCCUGCAUGCCGAGGGAGGCGACCUAAGAAAGGUUACAAGAGUGUCGCGCUCAAAAGCGGACAUUGUGGAAGUAAACGUUGUGGAACAAUUUUUUAAGAGGUGUGCAGCGAAGCAUGGCGGCGAUGAAGGCAGUGAAAAAGAGGAGUAUGGGCGUUGGGAACGAGAGCCGCAACGGCUACAAACCUUAUGCAACUCAUUUCUGCAUGAGGACGAAGGGGUUAUAGUCCUUGGGAAGCCACAUGUUGGCCUUGUGUGGGAGUUUUUGCGCGCGGGGAACCAUGUAUUUGCGUGCGAUGCAUCGUCGAAAGACAUCGCAUAUUUGACAAAGGCCAUCAAAAUACUCGCCAAGGAUCCUCGAAACGAUUGCACCAUCGAGAAACAUAAAAGCACACAACGCUCGGACAGGGACAUGUAUCACAAGUUGGGGAAGAAGAGAGAAAAAAUGUGGGAGUACUUGUUCCAAGGCGACCCCAAGACUGCAUUCCAUCACGAGUACAUCUAUCGUAAAGCGAUGGCACAAAAAGCAUAUGGUGGUUACCACAAGGCAGAGGUGGGGGCAUUCUCGUUGUUUGUGGCGCGAUGCGAAGAGCUAAAGUUCAUGAGACAUUGCAGCAAGUUGACGUACAGCGACUACAGUGACGUCGCACGUAGAACAGAUGCGUGGAAUCCGAUUGACAACGAUGAAGAGACUGAGACCUCGGACCUUGAAAUCGACCUACGGGUUAAGCGUUCUCGAGAUGGUGCACAUGGUCGUAAGGGAAUGCAAAAUAUUCCGGAUGGCAGCGUGCAAAACGAGAACCCUGAAGGAGGUCUGCAGCAAUCCGGACCACUGAGCACUCAUGUGGUUGACACGCAGGACAGGGCAAGUUCCGCUGGUGAAUUCCCAAGGGAUUCACCGACACCCGUUCAAGCCGUAAUGAACGCCCUGCCUCACGGCAAUCGCUACCGAUAUCAAGGAGAGAAGAGGUCCAUCGGAUGAAUGUCUGGAGGGAUGAGGAUGAACGACGUGAGGGAAGACGCCGACGAGGAUGACUUGGUUGUUCCAGGUGUCUUCCCGAAGUUGACGCUCGGUGAUGA